Molecule: messenger RNA, 1950 nt
Organism: Hypoxylon trugodes
Lineage: Eukaryota; Fungi; Ascomycota; Sordariomycetes; Xylariales; Hypoxylaceae
Exons: 1
Coding region: 199-1869 (556 amino acids)
Cellular component (GO): nucleus
Molecular function (GO): protein binding
Source: RefSeq, a predicted model, not a curated record
AUUCGACCGGCAGCUAGCAUGACGUGCCCCUGAUCAGAAAAAGUGCGGACCGCCCCCCACACACCAUCGCUCACCUUGCCCCCCGCCUUACACGGUACAUCGCGAACUCCUUGCUUGCGUGCGUGCGUGUGCGUACCCGGUAUAAAAGAGAGAAGAGAAGAAAAAGAAAGGGAAAACAGCACUAGCGGUGCCUAAGUAAUGGACGAGUCCGAAGAGGAGGUCGACACUCGGGUCGAGUCGCUUUUACGCCAACGCCAAUCACUGACCGAUGAUCUGUUGGCUCGUCCAUACGAUCUAGUUAUUUACAUAAAGCGCGCAUUAGUAUACGCCGAUCUAGCCUACCCCGACUUGGCUGCCGGCGAUGCUUAUCGUGCUUUAUUAUUAACUGACGAAGUCAGAGAUGAAAGCUUUGAAUACCACGAACAAGCAACCGAAUCUUUGACGGCGUAUACAGAUGGACCCUUCUUAGCAGUUCUAGACUAUGGCUCUCUAACUGGAAGUGUAUCUCGUCUACCCGAUCUAGAUGAUGGCGCAAAGGAUAUUCCUGCCCUUGCGUCGCUUGCAUCUAUUCGUUGUUAUCAAAUUUUAGCCUUGAGUCUUCUACUAUGUGGCUGUCUAAAAAGUGCUUGGAACUUCUGCGAACGUGGACUUGCUAUUGCGCCGGAUAAUCAAGAGCUUCUUAAUACGCGGAGUUAUAUACAAACCGUCGCCGAGCGCAGAACGCGAAAACCGAUCUCCGGCGUGAAUGAUCUACCAGAUUGGGGUAUGGUACGCAGGGAAGUCUACCCAUGGAACAUUUACGAACCCGAUCGGUUUUCGGAAGAGUCCCUCGAUUUCCUCAACGCCGAAUUAGCAACAAUGGCUCCUAAAUGUACAGUCCAAGUCGCGGAGUUGCCCGUAUUAUUAGGAUGUUCAAGUCGCACAGAUGGAUAUGACAUAAUCCCGACAUGCAGCCAACUCGGCGUAUUCGCCAAGGACAAUAUCGCCCCUGGAGAAGAUGUUCUUGUGGAGUACUCGCUAGUGACAGCCAAUAAUCGCCUAAAGGAACCCGUGUGUGAUGCUUGCAGCGGCGAACUCCCAGCUUUAGGAAGUGAAUCCACUGCUAUUAAUUGUCCGGAAUGCUACGAUACUGUAUUUUGCGACCAGUACUGUUUUGAGCGGGCCCAGGAACUCUACCACCCGGCGGUCUGCGACAAAGAUGUCGAUUCCAUCGCGAAAGACCCUGAUGCAAAGGAAGCCGACGAAACCCUCCAUCUCCUAUUGCUCGCCCGUGUUCUAGCUAUGGCGGCUCACCAACAAGUUCAUCCCCUUGAUGUUAACCAAGUCAAGUACAUUUGGGGAGAUUUUGUGUCCUCCCAAACCAAUGAAAUCGAUUUAUCCCCCAAAGCCGGUCCACCUCCAGACUGGACUCUACCGUUUUCUUUUACGUAUAAUAUUGAGACUCCGUUUCAUAUUCUCGAGAAAAUGGAUAUUGAUAUCUACACCACUCUUGCUACUUUUGAUGUAUGGGUAUUCAAUACACUUUAUAGCAAAUUCCGUGGUACUGCGUCUGCGCGUAAGAACCUAAGGGAUGGACGGCCUGAUGUCGCUGCCGUUCAUCCUUUCUGGUGCCUUGCGAAUCAUGAUUGCAACCCAAACGUCACCUGGGAUUGGGGUGGUCGUAUGGUGUUGAAGGCACGAGAGACGAGAAUUGUCGAUAAUGCACCGGGUGGCAUUAAAGCUGGAGAGGAGAUUCUUAACCACUACUGCGAUGUAGACCUACCUGUGCAACAACGUAGAGAAUGGGCUCGUGGUAGUUUGGGUGGCUGGUGUAUGUGUAGUAGAUGUCGCGAAGAAGCCUCUGCCUCCGAAAAUAAUUCUCCGGGAUAAUCUUCCUGGAUAUUCAUCGAAUCUCCCUCAACACUCAACAUACUAAUUUACACGUACACUAAGGCGAUGGGUUUGGUUCUU